AUGUAUUCACUAGGAAUGGUUGUGAUAUUUUUAUUGAUUAUACUAUGGAAUGUAUCAAUUAUCAUUAAUUAUAUCCAAAUUGAUGAUGAUGAUGAUGAUAACAAUAUAAAAAUGAUUGAUGAACAAUUUUUUGGUGAUAAUAAUAUCACAAAACAUUACAAUAGUGAAUAUAUCAGUAAUGAUUACAAAGAUACUGGACCAAGAGGAUUUAUCAUUAAAGAAUUUAAGAAUAAAUCAUUAAAAUUUACGAUAAAUGAAUCAAAUCGUUUUAAAAUUUCCUAUCCACCAGCUGAAUAUCGUUUCUUCAGAUCAAUGAUUAAUCAUAAUCUGUGUUAUCAGUAUACUUUAGAAUGCAUUUAUUAUCGAUCGGAAUAUUCACGUAGCAAAUUAUCAAUUGAUGAGAAAACUGGUGAAGAAUACAAUCCGUGUCAACGAUUUGUUGAACCAUGUUUUGGAAUUUCUGAAUACGAAUAUAAAGCUAUAAAGAAAUUUAAAAGUUUAAAAGAUUAUUAA
Brugia pahangi is the source of this 513-nucleotide messenger RNA. The record is from the annotation of a GenBank genome assembly. Lineage: Eukaryota; Metazoa; Nematoda; Chromadorea; Rhabditida; Onchocercidae.